AUGAUUAGAAUAGGUCAACGUGAACAGAAAAAAAGAAUGAUUCCGGAGAAAACUGGGGAUCGCAGUUCCGAAUCUCAGUUACAUACCCUAGCUCUUCUCUUGUCAUUAGGUAAAUUACACGUGGUGGUAUAUGGGGAGAGCAACAUGGUUCGAAGCCGACGGGACGAAGAGGGGAGAAUGGACGGAGGAGGAAGACCAGAAACUCGUCGCUUACAUCGACGAAUACGGCAUCGAUGGGCAGCCAUAGCGCAGCAGAUGCCGGGUCGAUCAGACAACGACAUCAAAAACCAUUGGAACUCUUGUCUCAAGAAAAGACUCGAGAGAAAUGGAAUCGACCCAAUGACCCACCAGCCAUCUAAUAAAGAAUGCUGCAGCUCUUUCUCUUCCACGGCGAGUCCAUCUUCUUCCUCCGGCUCGGCCCGUCUCCUUAACAGGAUCGCCACUGGCAUCUCAUCCACAAAACACGGCGUUGACAGGAUCAAGAACAUCUUGUCGGAUCCCAGAAUCACAAGCAUGAAUGGCCAAGAAGAGGAAUUUGUAGAGCUGAAGAAGGAUCAUGGGAAGAUUUUAGCUAGUGAUGAUCAAGAAGAUGAUUUUCUAUUGUGGGACGAGGAGAAAUUGAGGCAUUUCAUGGAGGAGAUUGGCGUAGUGGAGUUCGAAACGACGUCAUACGAUGGAGUCUAUAACUCUAGCUAGUUCAUUAUCACCGUAUGGUGUUUAUGAGACUGACCAACUUGAUGGCCAUCUCAUUUGAUGAAUCAGUGGUGUUGUACUGUGUGAGAAUUGUCGUUUUAUGUGCCUCAUUACCACAUAUUAUGCUCUUGGCACGUUGCGACAAAGAAUAAUAUUCAUGUGCCGACCAAGAGAAUAAUUUCCUUAAAGUCAAGUAUGUGUUUAUGUGUCUCUAAUUUAGCGUAUAUAGAAGAUGGGUCAUGGGUGCGGUG
Messenger RNA from Thlaspi arvense, 944 nucleotides. The record is from the annotation of a GenBank genome assembly. Lineage: Eukaryota; Viridiplantae; Streptophyta; Magnoliopsida; Brassicales; Brassicaceae.